This is a messenger RNA of Neogale vison (American mink), 602 nucleotides long. It is a transcript of the gene SHISAL2A, whose product is annotated as shisa like 2A. NCBI's taxonomy places the organism in Eukaryota, Metazoa, Chordata, Mammalia, Carnivora, Mustelidae. The transcript is spliced from 3 exons. Bases 1 to 576 code for a protein of 191 amino acids. The record is from RefSeq and is a predicted model, not a curated record.
AUGAGCGGCGCUUGCACGAGCUACGUGAGCGCGGAGCAGGAGGUGGUGCGCGGCUUCAGCUGCCCGCGGCCGGGGGGCGAGGCGGCCGCCGUCUUCUGCUGCGGCUUCCGCGACCACAAGUACUGCUGCGACGACCCGCACAGCUUCUUCCCCUACGAGCACAGCUACAUGUGGUGGCUCAGCAUUGGCGCCCUUGUGGGCCUGUCCAUAGCAGCCGUGGUUCUCCUGGCCUUCAUUGUCACCGCCUGUGUGCUUUGUUACCUGUUCAUCAGCUCUAAGCCCCACACGAAGUUGGACCCAGGCUUACACCUCCAGCCUCCAGACCCCAAGGAAGAAGCGCCCCUUGGCUGCCAAGGUGGAAACGCAGGCAAUUCAAUGGAGGUGCCAGGAGUGAGCAUUCUCCGACAGAAUCACCCCUUCCUGAACCCACGACUAGACUACAAUGAAGAGCAGGCUGUGGACCCCAAACGCCUGCUCCAGCACUGCUUCAUGGCCACAGUGACUGCCAGUGACAUCCCAGGCAGCCCUCAGGAGGCCCCUAUCCCAAAUCUAGACCCACGUGGACCAACACCAUAAACAUCCAAUAAAUGUCUCAACACCAA